AUGGGAAAUUUAUUAAUAAAGGAAAAACAAAUAAACAUUUUUAGAAAAAAAGGAGAUAUUUUAAACACACGAAAUUUAAAAGCAGUGCAUGUUGAAACUAUAUACCCUCCUUUAAAAAAAUCCAAAAAAGUAUCUAUUUGCAGAUGUUGGAAAUCCAAUAACUUCCCUUAUUGUGACAAUGCACAUCAAAAGUUGCAGCAGCAGGGCGUAAUUUGUGGUCCCUUACUUUUAGAAGUUCGACGAGGUAGUAAUACGUACAGGUGA
Messenger RNA from Plasmodium gonderi, 264 nucleotides. RefSeq lists its product as hypothetical. Bases 1 to 264 code for a protein of 87 amino acids. Lineage: Eukaryota; Apicomplexa; Aconoidasida; Haemosporida; Plasmodiidae. Gene Ontology annotation, molecular function: 2 iron, 2 sulfur cluster binding. The record is from RefSeq and is a predicted model, not a curated record. Gene Ontology annotation, cellular component: intracellular membrane-bounded organelle. The transcript has a single exon.